AUGAACAUAGAGACACCUAUAACAAUUAAAGUUUCAAAAACUAAUAGUUCUAAUUCCAAUCGUUUUACUUUGAUUACUGAGAAAAUUGAUUUUAACGAUCCAAAACCAUUAUUAAGAUUUAAGACUUUAUUGGCUCAUUAAAUCAUUUAAAAGUGA
Messenger RNA from Paramecium pentaurelia, 156 nucleotides. Lineage: Eukaryota; Ciliophora; Oligohymenophorea; Peniculida; Parameciidae. The record is from the annotation of a GenBank genome assembly.